CUGGUUUCUAUCUGACCCUUUCAUUGAAACUUACUGCAACAAUGUUCUUUAUACGGGCAAAACCUCUUAUAGUGCCAGCCUCCACAUGCUCAGCAUGGAGAUGAUGGAUUUUCUCUCGACUGCAUUGAUAUUAUGGAAACAGUUACCGUUUUCUACCAUUGAG
Molecule: messenger RNA, 163 nt
Organism: Schistosoma rodhaini
Lineage: Eukaryota; Metazoa; Platyhelminthes; Trematoda; Strigeidida; Schistosomatidae
Source: the annotation of a GenBank genome assembly